Molecule: messenger RNA, 1396 nt
Organism: Malurus melanocephalus (red-backed fairy wren)
Lineage: Eukaryota; Metazoa; Chordata; Aves; Passeriformes; Maluridae
Exons: 6
Coding region: 271-939 (222 amino acids)
Source: RefSeq, a predicted model, not a curated record
CCCGGUGGAGCUGGCAGCAGCACUGCCAGUGUGCCUCAGUGCCCUAACGAGAACAUGCCCUUGCCCUCCCCUAAACUGUUCUGGCAAGCUCUCCUCGGGCUUCCCAGCAAGUGGGGCAAUAUGUGCCUCCCCUGAUCCCUGAGCACAGCCCUGCACACGGUAAAUAACCAGCAACCCACAGGCUCGCAGCUCUGUGCCUGCCUCCAGUGCUUUCAUUCUCAGGCACCACAAACAGCAAGCAAUUAGUCCCCGGUCUCCUGCAGAAAAAAAAUGUUCAGCUCGGGCCUCCUCUGGRAAAAAGCAUUUGUUCUAAGUUUAGCAGUGCUUCUUGCAGAUUUUACUGGAAGUGGAGCUUUUGCUGGUCUAAGUGACUGCAAAAGUGCAACCAUAGAUGAUGUGAAGGAGACUCUUGAGAAAUAUUCAAAAUGCUUGCCUGAAAUGAUUGCCGAGGGAGAAAAAGCUUCAAUCAAUUCCCUGGUGUGGACACUGCAAGAAACACUUGAUCUGCUGCGCCCUGUUCAAGAGCAAUUUUGCAAACAGCUGCCUCCGUGCCCUCGUCCAGUGGCUCCAAGAAACGGGGGGCUGGUGUGUGUCACCAUCGACAGUGCUCAGUACUGCAAACCCAUGUGCAACCAGGGUUAUGACUUUCAGUUCCUCCGAAGCAGCAGGCUGUAUGAAAUGUGUGGCAACGCCACUGGGUUUUCCUGGACCACACAGUUUGUUGGGGGAAAGGAACUGGCUGUUUGCAACCCCUCCAAGAUGGCCAUCAGUGGAGCUAAAUCUGCUUAUUUCCCCAGCAACAGCACCUGUGUGCACACCCUAGCGUUCCCUGAAGCUCAGACGGAGCAGCUGAACAUCUUCCUCAAAGAGCUGGCCCAGCAAGGCAUCGAUGGCUCCAGCAGGGACCCGGGGGCUGAUUGUAUCAUCUGUGGUUAUUAGCACAAGCAGCCUGAGCACAGAACAGCCAGCUGAAUGCACCUGGGCAGGAGAAAGGGAGCAGUGAAAUCACUGCUAGAACAUGCAAACACACAGCUUUUAUUUAGUUAAAGGACUGGUGUUCAUAGUCAUGAAAUUGUCCUCUCCCAAGGGUCAUCUUUACUGAGAAAGGACCAAUACUUCUACUUGUUUUUACAGCUGCCAGUUAAUCUCAAUUGUUGCUCUGAUGACAAUUCAAGCCAUGUAAGUGACAAAGUUCCUGACUGUAGUCAGGUCCUGACUUGCUCUCUUGACGGGGCUUAGAACAGCAGCAGAAAACCUGUCCAUUGUCCACCUGGCACUACGUGAAAGUGAGGAUCAAAGACUGCUUAGCACUGGUGAUCCAGUUUAGUUGUAGAGCUGUAACUAUCAAACAAUGUGCAUGUGAAUUAUUAUGAAAUAUAAACUAGAAACUUAUGUA